Molecule: messenger RNA, 2806 nt
Organism: Nymphaea colorata (pocket water lily)
Lineage: Eukaryota; Viridiplantae; Streptophyta; Magnoliopsida; Nymphaeales; Nymphaeaceae
Product: glucomannan 4-beta-mannosyltransferase 9
Exons: 9
Coding region: 697-2289 (530 amino acids)
Cellular component (GO): Golgi apparatus
Molecular function (GO): mannan synthase activity
Source: RefSeq, a predicted model, not a curated record
CUUUCUAGUUUUGCUGCAGUUUAAACCUCUACCUUCCCCUUCCCUUUUAUGCAUAUAAAAGAAUCAACCGCCCCACUCUUAUCUUGGUACACCCACAUCUUCUCUCUCUCUCUAUACCUCUCUCUGCACAGAGCAGAGAGCAGAAGGAGUCCUCUUUCGUUCUCAGCACUACCCAUUUCUUCUUUCUGCCCCUGCUCAAAGUUGGAGACCCUAAAAGGUUGCAGAGGGAGGUCCCAUCUUCUUUUGCAUUGCUUCCAGAAGACUCAAGGGUCGGCAAGGCACCCGUAACUUUGUGAAGAAGGGGAAGGAGAGGAGACAAAAACAAGGGGGAGAGAGCAGAGAGAGUGUGUUUGUGUUUUGUGUUUGAAGGAUAGAGACCUUAGCUGCAGAGAUGCUUCUUUCUUUUGUUUAUUAGUAUAUCUCAGAUCAAAAGAGAGAUCUGAAUUCUUUCUUACUACCUCCCCUCUCUCUCGUCCUCUGUCUUUAGUGGGGGACUGACAGUCCAGCACACAAAACACACACACACAUUGUCUGCCGGCGUUUAAGCUAAAAGUUCUCCACCUGCUAGAGUGGAAAAGCUGCAGUUCAGCUGAUCUGUUCUUUGGCUUUUCCUUUAACCGCUUCUCUUUCCUUUCUUCUGCAUUGCUCUGUCUCCCCCUCCUCCGAGCCUCCCCUGUUUCGGAGACAGCAAGAGAGAUGGAUAGCUUGUCGACGACGGACGUCCUCCCGGAUUCCUACCAAGGAGGGGAUGUCGCCGGGCAGAUCUCCCUCAUGUGGAAGCAGAUCCGCACGCCCCUCAUCGUGCCCUUGCUGAAGGUCGCCGUCGUCAUCUGCCUCAUCAUGUCCCUCAUGCUCUUCAUGGAGAGGCUCUACAUGGCCAUCGUCAUCGUCAUCGUCAAGCUCUUGGGCAGGAAGCCCGAGAAGCGGUACAAAUGGGAGCCCAUCAGGGACGACGUCGAGCUCGGCAACAGCGCCUACCCCAUGGUGCUGGUUCAGAUACCAAUGUUCAACGAAAGAGAGGUUUACCAGUUGUCCAUCGGGGCUGCAUGUGGGCUUUCAUGGCCGUCAGACAGAAUCAUCAUUCAGGUGUUGGAUGACUCUACUGAUCCCGUCAUUAAGGACAUGGUGGAGCUCGAAUGCCAGAGGUGGGCUAGCAAGGGAAUCAACAUAAAGUAUGAGAUCAGGGAUAACAGAAAUGGGUACAAAGCGGGAGCCCUGAAGGAAGGGAUGAAGCGCAGCUACGUGAGAGAAUGCGACUAUGUGGCCAUAUUCGACGCCGAUUUCCAGCCGGAGCCCGAUUUCCUGUGGAAAACCAUUCCUUUUCUCAUGCACAACCCUGACAUUGGUCUCGUCCAAGCUCGAUGGAAGUUCGUGAAUUCCGACGAGUGCCUCAUGACAAGGAUGCAGGAGAUGUCCCUGGACUACCAUUUCACGGUGGAGCAGGAAGUCGGCUCCUCCACCUAUGCCUUCUUCGGCUUCAAUGGGACGGCGGGUGUGUGGCGGAUCUCUGCCAUCAACGAGGCGGGCGGGUGGAAGGACCGGACCACUGUGGAGGACAUGGACCUAGCCGUCCGGGCCAGCCUCAGGGGAUGGAAGUUCGUAUACGUCGGUGACCUCAAGGUGAAGAACGAGCUACCAAGUACGUUCAAGGCAUAUCGUUACCAGCAGCACCGGUGGUCCUGUGGCCCAGCUAACUUGUUCAGGAAGAUGGCUAUGGAGAUCAUAAAGAACAAGAAAGUAACUGCCUGGAAGAAGUUCUACGUGAUCUACUCCUUCUUCUUCGUCAGGAAGGUCAUUGCCCACAUUGUUACCUUCAUCUUCUACUGCAUAGUCAUCCCCGCUACUGUUUUGGUUCCAGAAGCAGAGAUCCCCAAGUGGGGAGCUGUCUAUAUUCCAUCAGCCAUUACGAUCCUCAAUGCCUUGAGCACUCCAAGGUCCAUUCAUCUUCUGGUCUUCUGGAUACUGUUUGAGAAUGUGAUGUCUCUGCACCGAACCAAAGCGACUUUCAUUGGACUGCUGGAAGCAGGAAGAGUGAACGAGUGGGUCGUCACAGAAAAACUAGGCGAUGUUUUGAAAGCCAAGCAGGUUAAACCCGUAAAGAAGAACCGAUCAAGGUUCGGUGAAAGGCUUCAUCUUCUAGAGCUCGGAUUUGGUGUCUUUCUGUUCUUCUGCGCUUGCUAUGAUCUUGCCAACGGAAAGAAUCAUUACUACAUAUACCUCUACCUGCAAGCUGUUGCCUUCUUUGUCAUGGGCUUCGGUUAUGUUGGCACGUUCGUGCCUACUUCUUGAUGAAAUGGUCAGGAAGGGAAGACUUAUCUUGUAAUUUAAGAAGUGUUUCACUAGAUCAUACUCUUUCCAGAUGUUCAGUGAUAGCUGGUAGAAGAAGGUCCUUGGAAUUCUUUAUACUGUGAGGAUUAUAUAGAAUCAACGUCGUGAACAAGAAGUCCUGGAGAAGAAUGUGAACAACCUGCUAGUAAAGAUUGCAGCAUAGUUCCAUGCGUCCACUAUAAUCGUGUCAAGGCCUGUUUCAAGCAUACAGGUGAAGGAAAGCAGAUCAACAGUAGUUACCUUCUUCUUCCUAUUUCACUUUCGUUCAAUGUGAAGAAAAAUUGAAUUUUGUUUUGCUCUUCUUAUUGUUGUUACUAUUUAUAGUACUGCAUUGCAUUCCUUAGUUGAGAUAAAGACACCCCUGAGCUGGGAUGAUUCUCCAUCGGUGGUGUAAAAAUUGUAAUCGUGGAACUCAAGUUAUCCUGGUUUUUUGUGUGUGUGGAAUAAAAUUCUACAGAAAAAGGACAAAGUUGUAACA